AUGCUCGCCGGCAUGCCGCCCAUCAUCCCUGGCGGCAAGAUCGACCCGGCCAUGCUGCCCACCAGCCUCGGCGUCACGCGCGAGCUCGAGCCGCACUACCGCAAGCUCAAGGCCGAGGAGGAGAAGCUGCGCCACGACCUCGACGCCAAGCAGGACAAGCUGAGGCAGGGCCUCGCCGUGUGGGACAGACUCGAGCUCGAGAGCAAGGCGUGGAAGACGAGGGUCGAUUUCAACGAGCAGAGCAUGAUGGGUCUCACGGAGGGGCCAGCCUUUUAG
Messenger RNA from Verticillium alfalfae VaMs.102, 276 nucleotides. RefSeq lists its product as hypothetical. The record is from RefSeq and is a predicted model, not a curated record. NCBI's taxonomy places the organism in Eukaryota, Fungi, Ascomycota, Sordariomycetes, Glomerellales, Plectosphaerellaceae. The transcript has a single exon. Bases 1 to 276 code for a protein of 91 amino acids.